CUCACUUGUGUCUUUGUGACUUCUCAGCAGUCACAUCAAGUUGUUAAAUACUCCAGGUGGUUUUUCGAGCAAAUCUCAGAAGAAAGAGAAAAUACUUUUCUUUUUAAUUAAACAGCAAAGCCUUCACUCAGCAGUGAUGGCGGUCCAAAAGUUCAGGAUUUUUUUUUUGCUCGUUUUUGUAACUGUUGGUUUUCUGGUGUUUAUUCUGUCACAGGAACAUUUAUCAAAAAGGAGGACAACUUUCUCAGGAAAAAAUGGACACAAAUGGGAAAAAUUUUCUCUUGACAGUGUCAUUACAUUUUUGGGAAAAAUCAAAAACACAUCUGCACCACCCUUUGUGUGUACCACAGCUGGCAUAGCAAAAGUUAUUUCAACAAAAAUGAACCCAGUGACAAAAUCUAAAACCCCUACACGCGGAGCCAUGGCUGAGACUCCUAUGCCUAUCCUCUACAAAAUAAAUUUCACAAAGCUUCCUCAGUGGGAUUUUGAUGAUGUUUAUAACCAGGAUGCACCACCUAGACCGACAGCAUGUGCCCAGUCUCUGCGAAACUCUGACGAUGAAAACUUUAAGAAGGCUUUUCUUCCAAACAUACGUUUGUUUCUACACAAGGACAACAUCAACAUGAGCGAGUGGAAUCGGCUCUCACAUUUUAACAAUCCUUUCGGUUUUAUGGAGUUCAAGUACGACGAUGUGAUGAAAUCAGUGAAAUUGAUUCCAAAGCCAAAAGAGCCGUUGCUCCUCCCAAAACCCGGUGGUGACGGUUGUGUGCGCUGUGCUGUGGUAGGUACUGGAGGAAUCCUGAACGGCUCAAAGAAGGGGGUGGAGAUCGAUGGCCAUGAUUACGUUUUUCGGAUGAAUGGUGCCAUCACCAAGGGCUUUGAAGAAGAUGUAGGAAACAAAACAUCGGUCUAUGUCCACACAGCCCACUCCAUCACUUCAUCUCGUUACAUCCUUAAAAAACACGGAUACAAAGCUGCUCCUCAUGAUGAGGGAAUAAAAUAUGUGAUGAUUCCUGAGGGGAUGAGGGAUUACCAAUGGCUUGAGGGCCUUCUCAAAGGAGAAAAGGUCUCUGCUGGUCCAUACCGCAACAGACUGCCAAGGACCUACUAUUCAGGGCAGUACAACGAGAGCCGCUUCUACGUUCUGCAUCAGGAUUUCCUCCGAUAUGUGCGGAACAGGUUCUUGAAGUCACGAAAUCUGAAUAAGAGAUACUGGGCGAGGGUCAGACCAACCAACGGAGCAUUCACUCUCUUCCUGGCUCUGCACACCUGUGACACAGUGGAUGCAUACGGAUUCAUGAGUGAAGAAUUCAAGAAAUACUCCAACUACUAUUAUGACAAGUAUGUUAAAACCAGGGUCGUUUUCUAUUCCAACCACGACUACAUUCAAGAGAAGAACACAUGGAAAAACCUUCACAACAGCAAAAUAUUAAAUCUGUACCAGGGAGUGUAAGUAAACCCAGGACUGUAAGAUCUGCAGCAAUGCUGCAACGGCAAGAAUAAAAGCAAUGGGAUAAGGAAGAGACUGUUAUUUACCGAUUAUUACAAGUCAAACAGAUAAGGUUCAGAUAAGAGCGCACCAUAAACAUCUUCUCCACAAUCAAGUUGAUUCUGUUCUCUUCCAGUUAAGAUCCGGUAUUAUAACCACACAUUUGAGUAAGUCAGUGCAAUCUAGGAUGAAAUUUACACUUUUUCUGUUUCUAGCCCCGUAAUCAAAUUUCAUUUCUUACAAAUCAAUAUUCAGAAUUUAUUCAGAAUGAUCCAUACGUGUUUAACUAUAUAUAAGUAUAUACUCAUAUACAGCACAUAAACAUACACAUAAAACAAUUUCAACACAUAAACCAAAACAACAACAAACUACAUUUUUACAUAAACUAAGCAACCUGUGGUUAACAGCCACUUAAUCUCUUACCUAAUUUUUAUUUCUAAGUGACAAAAUACCUUAAUGAACACUUUAAGCUUGGGUUACUCUGGCCUCGAUCUAUAAAAAUAAGGACAAGGCUUCAAUAGAACAUAAUGAGACAACUCAAUAGGUAUGACAGGAUUAAAUAAUGCUAUCUGCACACAUAGUAAUGCAUUCUGGGGGCACAUGCAAGGCCUACCAGUUCUUACAAAUAACAAUCCAACAGUCAACACCACUCCUUUAAAAUGCAGAUUACAAGUGUUAUUAGGCAUGUAAUGUAGUAAUAAUGUAUUAUUUAGUUUUAAUGCUUUGGUGAUUGUCAAUUCGUUUCUGUAAAAGAAUGUAUAUGUAAAGUAUUAAAAGUAGCCAGGAUGUGGCUGCUGGUAUUAAACUUAAAUGAAGUGAUGUGAUGUUUUUUGACUGUUAAAACUACUACAGAUGAGAUAUAAAGGCUAUAAAUUAUUUAUUUUGGCCCAUGGGUGGUUAAAUUGUUUUUCCAAUCUGUAUCUAUCUCAGACAGUUGCAGUAUGGGCUCUGAGAUGAGCUCCUGCAGUAAACAGCACCACCUGCAGCUUUUUCAGAGCAGGACUUUAUCCAAGUGCUGUACUUUAGUACGCCUUUGACUUACUUUGUACUAUAUAUCAGUAUUGCAGUAAUAUAACGUAGCGUUACUGUUUUAACAUAAUAAUAAUAAUUAGGUGAGUGGGGUUUUGCAUGUUGUGAUGUUUUUAUCUUCUUUCCUAUUGAUGAUUUUGUAUCUUGUAAAUUAACCGUGUCACCCAAUUCUACACAGACACUGUACUUCAAUACUUUUUUCAUUAUUUCUUUUCUUAUUUCAUACAAAUAUUAUGUUGGGUAUACUUUACUAGUAUUGAGUUGUACUCUGGCCUUCAGUGCUACUUUAAUUCUUUAUGGUAAAGAUUCAACACAGUGAUGGAAACAUUCCUUGGAGAUUUUGGUCCAUGUUGAAAUGAUAGCAUUGUGCACUCUCCAGUUCCAGAAAGCAGUGGCACCCCCUGUGGGCCUCUGCUGCUGUAGCACACCUGCUUUAAGAUUCGACAUGUUCUUCUCCAUAUACUGCCACCCUUCUGUCACCUGGCACAUUCUCCUCUGAUUUCUGGAAUCAUCAAGCCACUUGUUUUAUUUAUUUUAAUUCCUUUUCACAGCUUUCUCUAUAAACCGUGGACACUUCGAGUAGAUCAGCAGUUUCUGAGACACUGCAACGAGCCCAUCUGACACCAACAAUCAAGUUAAAAGUUUAAAGACACCUACAUCACUCACUCACAUUAUUUAUUUAUUUAUUAUUUCAGCAGUUAUUGAGCUAUUAUUGACAGUUAAUUUUAUUCUG
This is a messenger RNA of Haplochromis burtoni (Burton's mouthbrooder), 3251 nucleotides long. Its product is annotated as alpha-N-acetylgalactosaminide alpha-2,6-sialyltransferase 1. The transcript is spliced from 9 exons. The record is from RefSeq and is a predicted model, not a curated record. The coding region runs from base 137 to 1453 and encodes 438 amino acids. NCBI's taxonomy places the organism in Eukaryota, Metazoa, Chordata, Actinopteri, Cichliformes, Cichlidae. Gene Ontology annotation, molecular function: sialyltransferase activity.